UUGUUUACGUCCGUUUGUUGGUACUACUGUAAACAUGAUCGCUCAUUCAGGGCGUUUCAGUUUUUCAGACUUUUACUGUAUUUGCGAAUAGUUUCAGUUGCAUUCAGUUGAUUUUCAGCCCUUUAAAUAUCGGCCACUUCGAAUAGUUGUUAACAUGGCAAGUAAAUUGCAAGAUGACAUUCCAUUAGCUGACGAUGAUCCGCAAGUGAUCAUAUCUGAUGAUGUUGAAGUUGCUUCAACAUAUUCCAGUAUGAUGCAUGGACAAAGUAUGGAUUCUAUACAGUCAUCAUUCACAAAUGGCAGUUCCAGUCCUCAGCAUCAUAGCCUGGAGCCAGAUUGUAACCCAGAUGAGCAAGAGGAGAAGGCUCGUUUGAUUUCUCAAGUCCUAGAGCUACAGAACACCUUAGAUGAUCUCUCUCAAAGGGUAGACAAUGUUAAGGAAGAGAAUUUGAAAUUAAGAUCUGAAAAUCAGGUGUUGGGACAAUACAUUGAAAACCUUAUGUCUGCAUCUAGUGUAUUCUCAUCAACUCCCAAAGUGAAGAAAAAAUAGAUGAUGAACUGCUUAGGUCCCAUUGAAAUUGGAUAUGUUACAGCACAUUGAAGAAGGAAUGCUUUGAUUGAAAUCUAGUCUCUUUUAUUCUCGAAUUUAGUUUGUUAAAAACUUGAAAUAUUACUACUUACAAUGUCUAUGAAAGCUUCUUUGGAUUUACAUGCUUGGAUCAGAUCCAAACAUUCACACUAUUAUAAUUUGUAUAUUAAUGUUUCUAGCCUUGUUGGCAGAUUGUGAAUAAGACCACUCUUAA
Molecule: messenger RNA, 803 nt
Organism: Nicrophorus vespilloides
Lineage: Eukaryota; Metazoa; Arthropoda; Insecta; Coleoptera; Silphidae
Product: short coiled-coil protein B-like
Exons: 2
Coding region: 155-550 (131 amino acids)
Cellular component (GO): trans-Golgi network
Source: RefSeq, a predicted model, not a curated record